Acaulospora morrowiae is the source of this 338-nucleotide messenger RNA. The record is from the annotation of a GenBank genome assembly. NCBI's taxonomy places the organism in Eukaryota, Fungi, Glomeromycota, Glomeromycetes, Diversisporales, Acaulosporaceae.
GAAUUGAGCUUCAUCAUGAAAAAAACUACAAAGACGCAUGGAAAUGUUUUAAGGAAAAUGCAGAUCUAGGAAACAUCUCUGCAAAAUAUUGGCAAGGAUACUAUUUAUCCAACGGGUAUGAUGGUGUUGUUAAAAAAGAUAAAGACAAAGCUAUGGAACUUCUUAAAGAGGCAGCUGAUAAUGGUGAUCCAUAUGGAUAUAAGCUAGAUGAUGCACAGUUUCGAUAUGCAGAAUUAUUGCUAGAGAGCCUUAAAAAUAAUGUUGACAAUGAAGACAUCAAGCGCGAAAAACGCAAAAAAAAUUUUCACUAUUUUAAAUUAGCUGCAGAUAAUAAUAAU